UUAAAGUAUGUAAAAAAAAAUGCCAGUCACUUUGUAGUUCUCGUUUGUCAUUCUUCAUUAUUAUUAUUUUGUUCGAAAAAAAAAAUAAUUAUGGAUCAAAAAAAUUUUCAAUAUUAUUGCAAUUUUCGUCGACCUCCAGGUCCAAUAAAUAUUUGGAAUAUUGUUAAUGGAACAAUUAAUGGGAAAUGUGUAAAAUUUCGAAUUCAAGAAAUUUCUGAUGACAUGUUUGAUGCUGUUAUUGAUCAUAUGUGCACCGACUUUAUCAGAGAUGAAGAAUUUUUUUCUAAUUUUAAAAUUAAUGAAACUCGAGAUUCGUAUGAAGAAAUAAGAAUUUUUUGGAAGGAGAUUUUAAAAUGUGGCAUGAGUAUAGUCGCAAUUGUUGAUGAACCCAGUGAACAAAAAACACCUGUAAUUGCAGGUGUUAAUUUACUUUUUGUUUCUGUUAAACAAUUGACUGACAAUAGAACAACAUUUAAAGACACAUUUAAAACAAAAAAUCUUUCAAUGAUGGUGAAACUUAUGGACAAAAUCGCAUCUGAAUCCAAUUGGCGUGAAAUUUAUAGAGCUGAUAAAUAUUUAAUUGGAUUUGGUCUCAGUGUUGGUAGUAAUUUUCGGGGAAUGUCUCUUGGUGGUCAUUUACUGUCAGCAAGACACCUCUUAAGCCGCAAGUAUGGAAUUCCAGUUUCCGUAACACUUUUUUCGGCAUCUUCUGCGAUUAAAUUAGCCGAACGCGAAGGAUAUGAAUGUCUGGUGGAGAAAAAAGUUACUGAUUUGCUCAACGAUGAAGGCAAAUUUAUAUUUAAUCAAAGUAAAUCUAUUUGUUUUAAAUUUAUGGGCAAAAGAUUAUAAAAUAAUUAUUUUCAC
Leptopilina heterotoma is the source of this 864-nucleotide messenger RNA. RefSeq lists its product as uncharacterized. The record is from RefSeq and is a predicted model, not a curated record. Lineage: Eukaryota; Metazoa; Arthropoda; Insecta; Hymenoptera; Figitidae. Gene Ontology annotation, molecular function: N-acetyltransferase activity. The transcript is spliced from 4 exons. Bases 91 to 849 code for a protein of 252 amino acids.